Molecule: messenger RNA, 1317 nt
Organism: Scutellospora calospora
Lineage: Eukaryota; Fungi; Glomeromycota; Glomeromycetes; Diversisporales; Gigasporaceae
Source: the annotation of a GenBank genome assembly
AUGGCAACAUAUGCUGCAUUUACAAUCAAGACGACUUCAUGGCGUACCAAAUUUCGUAAAAUGGCAAAUCAAGCUGAUAAUGAGGCAGCAACAGUAGCAGUGGACUCUUUAUUAAAUUAUGAAGCUGUUAAAUACUUUAACAACGAAAAGUUUGAGACAGAACAAUAUGAUAAGGCCCUGUCCAAGUACGAAAAAGCCUCACUCAAAAUAGCCACUUCCCUGGCAUUUUUGAAUACUGGUCAAAAUUUCAUUUUUAGUACUACUUUAACAGCUAUGAUGGCUUUGGCUGCUCAAGGAAUUGUUCAAGGAACAUUAACUGUUGGCGAUCUGGUGAUGAUUAAUCAACUUGUAUUUCAACUUUCAUUACCUUUAAAUUUUCUUGGUUCGGUUUACAGGGAGUUACGACAAAGCUUGAUCGACAUGGAUACUAUGUUUAAUUUACAAACAAUGAAUAUUACUAUUAAGGAUAUGCCUGACGUGAAACCACUCAUUAUCCAAGGUGGUGAAAUCAAAUUCGAAAAUGUAGUGUUUGGAUACCAUCCUGAUCGCCCCAUUUUGAAAGGUGUUAAUUUUGUUGUACCGAGAGGAAAAAAGAUUGCAAUUGUAGGACCAAGUGGAUGCGGAAAAUCGACUAUAUUACGGUUAUUGUUUCGAUUUUAUGAUCCUCAAUCUGGAAAUAUAUAUAUUGACGGACAGAAUAUUAAAAAUGUUACAUUGGAAAGUUUAAGAAAGAGCAUUGGGGUGGUUCCACAGGAUACAGCUCUCUUUAACAAUUCUAUUUAUCAUAAUAUAUUAUAUGGCAAAAUAAACGCUGAUUCCAAUGAAGUAGAAAAUGCUGCAAAAAGAGCUCAGAUUCACGAUGCAAUCCAAUUAUUACCUGAUAAAUAUAAUACUCGUGUUGGUGAACGUGGUUUUAUGCUUUCAGGAGGGGAAAAACAACGCGUAGCUUUAGCAAGAACAAUUUUAAAAGAUCCCCCAAUACUUUUUUUUGAUGAAGCAACUUCUGCAUUAGAUACUCAUACCGAACAAUCCUUACUUUCUAAUAUAAGAAGUAUACUUCAGGAAAAAAACAAAACGAGUAUGUUUGUUGCACAUAGGUUAAGAACUAUUUCAGAUGCAGAUGAAAUAUUUGUAUUACGCGAUGGUGUUAUAGUUGAACAUGGUACUCAUGAAGACCUUAUACAAAAGGAAGGUGUUUAUGAAGAUAUGUGGUCUACUCAAGAAAUUUCAGAUUCAAUAUUUGAUGAAGAAUUUGUUGAAAUUCAAGAAAAUGUUGAAACAGAACGCAAAGAAAAGGCUGGUUCAACAAAUAAUUAA